Thalassophryne amazonica is the source of this 1585-nucleotide messenger RNA. RefSeq names its product elongator acetyltransferase complex subunit 4 (gene elp4). Bases 78 to 1304 code for a protein of 408 amino acids. Gene Ontology annotation, biological process: tRNA wobble uridine modification. Gene Ontology annotation, cellular component: elongator holoenzyme complex; cytoplasm; transcription elongation factor complex. The record is from RefSeq and is a predicted model, not a curated record. Lineage: Eukaryota; Metazoa; Chordata; Actinopteri; Batrachoidiformes; Batrachoididae. The transcript has 10 exons.
CACAAACAAACUGUGCUGUGAUUGGACAAAAUUAACCAAAACAUUACCAGGCGUCAUUUACCACAUUGCUAACAGUUAUGGCUGCUCCCAUGCACAGUGCCGCUAAAGUUACAGGAGAACGUCCAGUCUUCACGGCUACAAGUUUCCAGAAGAAAACCAGGAGCAAGUUCAUUUCCAUACCUGGUACCAGACCGUCGGUGCACAACGGGCAGCUUAUUGUGUCCACUGGUGUCACCUCCCUGGACUAUUUGCUCGGUGGUGGUCUCGCAGUUGGAACAGUCCUUCUCAUAGAGGAGGACCGAUAUGAUAGCUACUCUCGUAUGAUCCUGAAGUACUUCUUGGCAGAAGGAGUGGUGUGUCAGCAUGAACUUUUUGUAGCAGCAGCUCAUGAUAACCCACAUGACAUCUUACAGGAACUGCCUGCUCCCAUCUUGGAUGACAUUGCCGUCAACAAACCAGUAGAGCAACACAGGCUUUGUCAUAACCCUCAGGAUAAUCCAGAUGCCAUGAAGAUUGCUUGGCGCUAUCAGAAUCUUCCAAAGGUCUCGACUGCCCUGGCAUCUUCAUCCAGAUUUGGGCACUACUAUGAUGUCUCCAAGACGAUGGAGCCAGAAAUUCGUCAGGCAGCCAAGUGCCACUGCUUCUACCUUCCAGAACAUCCUAUGCAGUCAUCACCCACACACAGCCCCAUGCUUGAGUCCUACUCUGCAUUGCUGAAGUCACUUCAAGAGGUCAUAAAUAGACAGGGAUUUGGGCUUUCUACACCCAUGUCAACUUCCCGAAAUGUCAUGCGCAUCGGGCUUCAUUCUCUCGGCUCAGCUCUCUGGGGAGAUGACCUGUGUUGCCAUGACAACCCCAGGCACAGCCACGCCCUCACUACCUUUCUCUAUGGACUGCGAGCUUUGUUGAGGUCGUCGUUGGCCGUUGCAGUUGUCACCGUGCCCUCACAUCUCAUCGAGAACAGAGCUCUAGUGGGCAGCAUAACCAGGUUAUGUGACAAUGCCAUAGCCCUAGAAUCUUUCAAGGGCUCUGAGAGAGAUACCAACCCACUCUACAAAGAUUACCAUGGUCUUCUACAUGUGCGUCAGGUACCACACCUGAACUGUCUAGCAAGUCAACUCCCUGACCACAAGGACCUGGCAUUUAAACUCAAGAGGAAACAAUUUAGCAUUGAGAGACUGCAUUUGCCUCCAGACUUGUCUGACACUGUGAGUCGUGUGAGCAGGGGGGAGUUGGCAGGAGCAGCCAUGAUGGGUUCAGCCUGUGGAUCUGGCAGUUCCGGCAACAAACACCUGGACUUCUAGAGCUCGCACACGGCCGCCACAUGCAUCCUGGAACUCUGCAUUGUUGUCCUCUUUAUCAUGAUGACCAGGUUGUACCAUCACCCACAUAACGUCAAGAAGGAUAACUGAGCUACUCAUGAACACCGGACAACCGUGUCAGCUCAGAAUGAAGAUUUGGACGUCCACAGUACCUAAUAGACAUAUUACAUUUUAUGUUUCACAUCAGUUUUCUUAAAUCAGUGCCAUCAUUAUAUGUAUCAUGUAUGCAGUAUAUUUCGUGCCUAUAAAAGUACUGAACCUUG